Molecule: messenger RNA, 1651 nt
Organism: Cataglyphis hispanica
Lineage: Eukaryota; Metazoa; Arthropoda; Insecta; Hymenoptera; Formicidae
Gene: eIF2Balpha
Product: translation initiation factor eIF-2B subunit alpha
Exons: 8
Coding region: 248-1084 (278 amino acids)
Biological process (GO): translational initiation
Cellular component (GO): eukaryotic translation initiation factor 2B complex
Molecular function (GO): translation initiation factor activity; guanyl-nucleotide exchange factor activity
Source: RefSeq, a predicted model, not a curated record
AUAAAGAAAUUGAUUGGUUCACAAAUGUAUGCAUAAGAAAAUGAACCAAUCAAUUUCCUUAUACUUAUGGUUAUGCGCUUAUGGAAAAGUGUGUGUUCCCCGCUUAAUGAUGAUAGAUAAAUCUUUUGAUUGAUAUUACAUUUGACGCAUGCGCAAAAAAGGAAGUCUGCUGUCAACAUCAUGCUAAGUUGAAAUUUGUCGAUAUUUUGAUGGAAUUAUUAAAAAUGAAAAGGAUGUAUCUGCUGGCAUGGCUGCUAUUCGUACUUUAUUAAAAGUAUUGGAACAUUCAAAAUCAGAAACAGUUCAAGAGCUUCGGAUUUGCUUACAACAUGCAAUUGAUGCUAUGCGUUCCACAGAAACUCCAGUUACUGCAAUUGCAUCAGGAAGUGAAUUAUUUUUGCGUUUUAUCACAUUAGCAACAUUAGAUACUCCUUCAUUUGCAGAAUGUAAAGGAAUUAUGCUGGACAGAGGCAAAGUAUUUUAUGAAAAAUUAGUUGCGGCACGAGGAAAAGUAGCUAAAGUAGCAGCACAUUUUAUUACUGAUGGUUCGACAAUACUUACACAUUCAAAAUCAAGAGUUGUAUUACAAGCAAUGAAAGAGGCUGCUGCAAGUAAUAAAACAUUUGAAGUAUAUGUCACAUCGUCAUCUCCCGAUAAUAUUGGAGAAGAGAUGUGCCAAAGUUUAACAAAGUUGGGAAUAUCAUGUACAAUGAUACUGGAUUCUGCAGUAGGAUAUGUGAUGGAACAAGUGGAUAUGGUGAUGGUUGGAGCAGAGGGUGUCGCAGAAAGUGGAGGUGUUAUUAAUAAGAUAGGUACAUAUACAAUGGCAAUAUGUGCAAAAGAAGUAAAGAAACCAUUUUAUGUAUUGACAGAAAGCUUUAAAUUUGCGAGAAUUUAUCCUUUGAACCAAAUAGAUUUACCUGAUGAAUUUAAGUAUACAUCCAGUACUCUAAGUAAUAACUUGAAGAAGGAACAUCCUUUAGUGGAUUAUACUCCGCCUCACUACAUUAGCUUGUUAUUCACAGACUUGGGAAUUUUAACGCCUUCGGCUGUUAGCGAUGAACUCAUUAAAUUAUAUUUAUAAUUUCAAAAGUUUUUUUCAAACAAAUGGUGAGUCCUAAAAUUUGCAACUUUUUUGAUAUGAUACAAGAAUAUCAUGUAUAUGUGUGUAAUUCAUUGAGAGAAUGUCCCAUCUUUUUUAGAAGAUGUAAAAGGAGAGAUUAAGUUGACUGGAAAUAUAGAAAUAUACUUUUGUAAAAGACCAAGAAGUAUACAAUUAAAGUUUAUUAAUUUAUUAUUGUUACUACAGCAACAUUGAGUAUUUGUAUACAAGUAUGUCUUUUGUUAAAUUGCACACAUUGUGAUAACAAAUAAUAAACUAUAUCUAUAUACGUGAAUUAUAUUCAAUUAUAUUAGUUCUAAUAUUAGAAUGAAUCUCUUCAUAUAGUCUUACAGCUAUUCAUAAAGACUACUUAUUGCAAUGCAUGCAAUGUAUAACAUUGCCUAAACAUUGUUUAAACAAAAAUGGAAAAAGUAAAACAUUUAAAUUAUAAAAAUAUCAACUUAUUAAUAUUGAAUGCUACAGCAUUUAAAUUUUAUAUUUAUAUUUAAAUUUACAACACAAUAUAAUGAUAUACCUAUAUACCUAUAA